This is a messenger RNA of Ooceraea biroi (clonal raider ant), 1122 nucleotides long. RefSeq lists its product as uncharacterized. The record is from RefSeq and is a predicted model, not a curated record. Lineage: Eukaryota; Metazoa; Arthropoda; Insecta; Hymenoptera; Formicidae.
AUGACCGAGAUCCUCAACAUCGGGAACGAGCCGAUCUUCGACGAUCGCAUCGUCAAGAUCGAGACUCACACGUACAAUCCGUUCGCCAACACGACGUUCGGACACAGCGACAAGAUAAGAAUACCCAUACAGCAACAGGAUCUGUACACGCUACCACAUGAAAGUUUUCUGUACAUCGAGGGCAAAUUCACGGUGCAGAACAGACUCGACGACACGAUUCCAAGGCUGGGAAAUAACUGCGUGGCGUUCAUGUUCGAUGAGAUUCGCUACGAACUUGACGGCGUGGAGAUUGAUCGCAACAGAAACGUUGGCAUAACCAGCACACUCAAAAACUAUACGACGUUAUUACCCGAUAGAGCUCUAAUCCUGACCAAUGCUGGGUGGGACAUUGCAUAUCAACGUGUAGUGGAGGGAGAUUUCAACUUUUGCAUACCUCUCAACAUGCUGCUAGGCUUUGUGGAUGCGGCAGCGCAGCCACGGAUCGACAUAUUCAAGAUACAAUGGCGAAUGCCGCACGUGCUGUUGGAUGAAGUCACUAAGCUAUCGAUGCUGCGCACCUUGGAGAGCGGACGAUACCUCAGCAUGGGAUUCCGAUCGUGGGACCUGUACGAGUAUCCACUGCUUCAGAGCACGACCAAGCACUCGUGGGCUAUUAAGACCGCGCCGCAACUUGAGAAGCCGCGAUACGUGAUCUUCGUGUUGCAGACUGGACGAAAAAAUGUACCGAACGAAGACAUUACCGUAUUCAACGACUGCAAACUCAUCAACGUGAAACUGUAUCUGAACUCGGAAUGUUAUCCGUACGACGACAUGAAUUUGGAUUUCGACAGAAGCAGAUACGCCAUCCUUUACGAGAUGUACUCGCGUUUCCGUAAGGCGUAUUAUGGAUGUGAUUGCGACGAGACGUUCCUGACCACUAUCAAUUUCCUUAUUCGCGGACCUUUCGUGGUUAUCGAUUGUUCGCGACAGAAAGAGUCGAUCAAGAGCGCCACCGUGAACGUGCGCUUGGAAUUUGAUUGCGAGGAGAACGUACCGGAUAAUACGACGGCCUACUGUCUCAUCAUACACGAUCGCGUGGUCGAAUACAGCCCGUUGACCAACGUUGUGCGCAGAAUCACCUAA